Messenger RNA from Cyclocybe aegerita, 966 nucleotides. The record is from the annotation of a GenBank genome assembly. Lineage: Eukaryota; Fungi; Basidiomycota; Agaricomycetes; Agaricales; Hemipholiotaceae.
AUGUUCAUGGCUGUACUUCGCAAGCAAGGGUUCUCGCCAUUUCUGGUGGAGUUCUUUGCCUCCUAUCUUGUUGGUCGUUCCACAGUAUACUGUUGGAACACCUUCCAAUCCGACUCACGGUCUGCGGACGUGGGUGUCAGGCAGGGCUCAGCUCUCUUGCCUGUUAUCUAUGGGCUUUUCAUUGCUCUGGUGAUGAAGCUCUUCUAUAUCAAAGCGGCGCCGCUCAACACAACACUGCUUUCCUUUGUGGAUGACGGGACCAUUCUGGCCCAAUCCAAACAACUUGAUGAUAAUAAUGUGGGCCUGCAUAAGGCCUACAAGAUUAUCUACCUGCUUUUUGCUGCCUUCGCACUCGUGCUUGAACACGACAAGACCGAGCUGUUCCACUUUUCACAUCGACGAGACGCUUACAAUCCCUUGCUGGAUUUGGGGUACGCCCCGCAUACCGGCGCUACACCUUUGAAGCCCAAGACCUACUGGAGGUACCUGGGCUUCUACUUUGACCGCAGGCUCACAUUUCAUGAGCACGUCCGCUACUAUGCCACUAAGGCGUUCACCACCGUGCAGGCCAUGCGCAUGCUCGGUAACUCCACUAGAGGUCUUUCGCCUAAACAGCGCCGACUCCUAUACCGGUCGUGUGUGGUUCCCAUUGCCACAUAUGGCUAUCGUCUAUGGUAUUUCGAUGGCGCCCGCAAUAAGGGCACGAUGAACCAGCUGAAACGGAUGCAGCGAAAAGCUGCUCUAUGGAUCACGGGUGCUUUCCGCACCUCACCUACAGGCGGUCUUGAGGCCCUUGCUGGUCUCAUCCCUGUUCAUCUCAUGCUGAAGAAGCUAGCGACACGCGCAGUGUAUCGCGUCGCUACCCUCUCAGACACUCACCCUCUUCGCUCCAUGAUGGGCGAGGGACUCCUUAAGCGAGCUGCACCACAUGCCCGCUCAGCCGCCUUGAUGACCCCAGCUAUGUGA